Molecule: messenger RNA, 4241 nt
Organism: Cynoglossus semilaevis (tongue sole)
Lineage: Eukaryota; Metazoa; Chordata; Actinopteri; Pleuronectiformes; Cynoglossidae
Gene: irx3a
Product: iroquois homeobox 3a
Exons: 2
Coding region: 2909-4204 (431 amino acids)
Biological process (GO): neuron differentiation; regulation of transcription by RNA polymerase II; cell development
Cellular component (GO): nucleus
Molecular function (GO): RNA polymerase II cis-regulatory region sequence-specific DNA binding; DNA-binding transcription factor activity, RNA polymerase II-specific
Source: RefSeq, a predicted model, not a curated record
CUGUACCGUAUAUCAUAAUUACAGCAGCAAUUUCUGCUCAUGAAAGUGAAAAUGUGGAAGUGUGGCGAGUCUAAAAAAAAGCUAAGGAAGAGAACCUUCCAGGAAAAAGCGUAUAGGCUUCCAAAAGAAAUCUGGAGUUCCCGCCAUUUUUCUCUUUCUCAUUAUCUAAUGCUUGUGUCGUUAUUUUAAUCCAGAUCACAGGUUUUCUGCUCAAAAUUGUUGAUCAGUGGUGGGCUUCCCCGAAAAACCGAUAUGUGUUAACAGGAUCAGUGUGAAGCUUAUACUUUGUAAAAGAAAUAUCUCGAAUGUUUUUAUGCAGAUAAUAAUAAUAAUAAUAGUAAUGAUAAUAAUAAUUGCAUGUUCGUAUACUCUGUGGAUGGUGCAUAAAUGUUGUUGUGUGUUUGUGUGUGCUUACGGAAGUCAGCAAGGACUGUGUUUAGUGUUUACCAAUGGCACUCUCUCUCUGUGUGUGUGGAGGGGGGGGUUUAAGAGGUGGGGGUCCCUUAAUGCUUUUAUGGCCACGCUAGUUUCUCGGCUCCAUGUGUGCAGUUGGUUCGUUUGGUUUGAGGCAGUAAAUCAGACACGGCCCGGUCCUUCUGUUUGCGUAGGUGGAGUGGACGCAGACGCGAGGAGCCGUGGGCCCAGGGACGAGACACGUGUCCAUCAGGACCCAGAGCACAGCUGAGAGCGUGGACAGAGGCAGACUCUCGGAAAUAAACUCUCUACUUGUAACGUUUAUGUCCAUACAACCUCUCUCUCUCUCUCUCUUUCGCUCUUCCUCUCUCUCUCUCUCUCUCUCUCCACUCCACAUUCACUAUCUUUACUUCUCUCACUUCACUAUCUUGGCCCCCCAACACACACACUCAUACAGCCACAAACGUGUGUGUGAGAGAGCGCGUGCGCAAAGUGUGUGCGCACUAUUGACUGCUAUGUAGUGAUUACCAUUCCGGUCGGAUGGCACCAGCAAGCUGCUGUAAUUAAUAACCUCAUAAUCCGGGUUGGGGAGGAUGUCGGCAGAGAACACACACAGACUCAGGACAGAGUGGUGCAGAAACAAGGCGUCUCCUUAUUCCUAAGAAAUUACAGUUGCUAUUAUCCCUCCCAGACAAUGAUAACUAUCUGCUCCAAAAGGGAGAUUAAGGGUUUAUACAAGGAGAGAGAGAGGGAGAGAGAGGGAGACAGAAGCAGAUCACAUUAUCAAAACUAAACUGAGAUUGAUGAGAUUUCAUCUCGCUGUCAAGAAUACAGUCGGACUUAUAAUAACGCAUUCAUAUAAAGUGCAUGAAAUAAUAAUAACUCAAUCCCCGCAGUUGUUUUGCAAACGAUUAACAAAGCAGAUGCUGCUGCGGAGCCGCGUUGAAAUGCGAUUAAAGUUGUCCCUCGCACACUGUUGUAUAUUGAUUCGAGGAAUUUCAAUUUGGACUCUCCUGUUUGGCCUUUAAUCCGCAUUAUUUACAUGACAGAUCAGGUUGCAAAAAAAAUUAUAAAAACGAUUUUUUUCUGAGGUGAGGUCUGAUCCCGGAUCAUCCUUUAGUUGAAAAAAAAACUUAAGGAAAUAUCAGCAAAUUAUUUUAACCAUUUAUCUACAUUAACCCACAAAAUAAUAAUGAUAAUAAUGAUAAUAAUAAAUACGUUGAUGUUUAUUCUGCCCCACGCAAUAAACAUCCUCUCAGCCCAAUCCACUAAAAUGUUUAUUACUUAUCAUCAUCGCCACUUUACACUCACUCCUUAGAAACAAUGUAAUGCGCCGAUCAUCAGCUCAGCCUUUGAAGGGAAGUGCCUCCACGCCACCUCUUUUGAUGUCUCAAAUUAAAGAAUGAAGUGGCAGAGAUUCCACGGCCACAGGAGCCCACGACACCUCAGAGCCGGUGUGAGGAAGCUCAGCUUUCAGCCACACGGAGGAAUUCUAAAGCUGCCUUGAACGUGCGAUCCGGGCUCAUUAUUCCAACAGGAAUAGAAUAUUCAUCCCUUUGUAAUUAAAAAAGAUAUAUAUAAUUUUCAGUUCAAUUUCUUAAGUUAAUGCAAACGAUAUAAAUAGAUUUUAAUCAAUUAAAGAAUCGCUCAAAUGCUUAAUUUACAGAAGAUAGAUGUUGGCAUUUUUCACUAACAGAGAAUAUAUAAAUAUUUAUUUUUUUUAUUUUUUUCGGGUUCUAAACUUUGUUAAUGUAACCUGUUCAUUCAGAUAUUUUUCUCAGCUCAUCUCUUAAAGACCCGAUUCCAGUUUUGUUUUUUCCAACAAGCCACUUUCAUUCUGUCGAAGAAAUUUCUUAGUUAAUUAAAAACAAACGUUUAUCGGUCAUAAAGUCACUGUUGAAGACAGGAGCCAAAAUUUGCGUAGUUGUGAAUUAACCCAGAAAUAUAGCUGCAUAAAAGACCUAAAAAGAGAUCAAAUCCAGUCACUAAGUAAGAUUUGAAACUCCAUUCAAAUAAAAGUCAAGCGACGUCGGCGCACUCACUCCACAGAGGAGGGCAGAGAAAGAGAGAGAGAGAGGGAGGGAGAGAGAGGGAAGUUGAUGUGCGUGUGUGUAUGUGUGUGAGAAAGAGAGAGAGGGAGAGAGAGAGAGGGAGAGGGUGAGAUUUGAGAAAUAGGAGGGGCUUCUAAACGACUAGAAAUGUCAAUCUGAGCAAGGGAGUCCCAAUAAUCUAAGGCAAUCUGUAAGGACCUGACCUUAGUCCAUCCAGAUCAAUAGGGAAGUGAGGGUGGAGAGAAGAAGUGCAGAGGGAAGAAGCGGGGCGCAGGCGGAUCGUCCACACUGGCUCUUGUGGAGGAAAUAUAGACUUCCCUCUCUGGCACCUUUUGUUGCUCACAUGCUCUCACUGUAACAGUGGAUAUCGAGGCUAUUCCCUUGCUUUGUGAGAUUGCAGCAGAGCCGAGCGCCUUUUCCCUCUCCCCUCUCGCCCUGCCACCAUGUCUUUCCCUCAGCUGGGAUAUCAGUACAUCCGACCGAUAUACCCGCCGGAGCGCCAGGGGAUCGCCAACAAUGCCCGGGCCGCGACAGAGCUCAGCCCGUCCGGCGCACUCUCCAACGUCCUCUCCUCCAUGUACGGAUCUCCUUUCGCCGCCGCAGCGCAGGGCUAUGGAGCGUUUCUGCCCUACUCCAACGAUAUAUCAAUUUUUAACCAACUGGGUGCUCAGUAUGAACUGAAGGACAGUCCCGGUGUCCAGCACCCAGGGUUUUCCCAUCAUCACCCCGCUUUCUACCCAUAUGGUCAGUAUCACUUCGGUGACCCGUCCAGACCCAAAAACGCCACCAGGGAGAGCACCAGCACCCUGAAGGCCUGGCUCAGCGAGCACCGCAAAAACCCUUAUCCAACUAAGGGCGAGAAAAUCAUGCUGGCCAUCAUCACCAAAAUGACCCUCACCCAGGUCUCCACCUGGUUCGCCAACGCCAGGAGGAGGUUAAAGAAGGAGAACAAGAUGACCUGGGCCCCCAGGAACCGCACCGACGAAGAGGGGAAUGUUUACGGCAGCGAUCACGAGGGUGAGGAGGGGGACAAGAGGGAGGACGAGGAGGAGAUCGACUUGGAGAACAUCGACACGGAGAAUAUUGAGAGCAAGGACGACCUGGACGACCAGGACGACCUGCAUUCAGACAUUAAACUCGACGGCAGGAGUGACUCUGAGAUUUCUGACGGCUAUGAGGAUUUACAAGGGCCGGAGCAGAGGUUUCUGAAGUCUGUACAGGGGAAGGAGGGCAAGGAGUUGGAGAGAGGAGGAGAGCACUUCCACAGUCACCAUAACCACCAUCACCACCACCACUCUGCUUUGGACAUGAAAGUGCCCCAACCCAACGGGGAGCAGCUCAAACUGAACACGGGCUCCGCUGUUAGCUCGCCUCCCUCAGAAAACAACCCUGCCCCGGCCCAGAAGCCAAAGAUCUGGUCUUUGGCAGAGACAGCCACGGCCCCUGACAAUCCGCGCAAAUCGCCACAGAUGAACGGCAGCAACUCGGCAGGGCCGGCUGCCCAGACCAUCCUUGCCCCUCACAGACUCAUCUCUUCUUGUCCCGUUGGGAAAAUCCAGAACUGGACGAACCGGGCCUUCUCAGCGCACCAGCUGGCUUUACUGAAUUCGAACCAUUAUCUUGGACUGGCAAACCAGGCCACAGCCACCGGCCUGGCCCUGUACAGCAGCAGCAGGCAGGCGGAGGACAAGAGUCAUAGUUCAGAGACUGCAGUAACAGGUACAUGUGGCCGACACUGAGAGGUGUGUGUGUAUAGAAAAAAAGAAAAAAAAAACU